Hemicordylus capensis (graceful crag lizard) is the source of this 2770-nucleotide messenger RNA. RefSeq names its product cerebellin 4 precursor (gene CBLN4). The coding region runs from base 858 to 1457 and encodes 199 amino acids. NCBI's taxonomy places the organism in Eukaryota, Metazoa, Chordata, Lepidosauria, Squamata, Cordylidae. Gene Ontology annotation, molecular function: protein binding. The transcript is spliced from 3 exons. The record is from RefSeq and is a predicted model, not a curated record.
UCAACGGACAGAAAGAUUUCCUGUAGUUCAAAUGAUCCUAUUAUAUUACUUUAAAACAUAAAUUUAAAAUAAUUUGAAAAGUUAUGCCCGGGAUGACAGUAUAGGAGAAUAAUACCCAGCGAGGCUCUAGACGCAUGCAGCUGCAACGGCAAUGGCUGUGCAUAGAGAGGGCUGGGCAUACUUCUGCAUGCCAUGACGCUGGGGGGAAUUGUGGAAAAGAGCGAGGGAACUCCGCUUUUGCAAAGCAUCGUGGCAAAUGAGCUCAGCCACUGUGCCAGCGCCUGAGCCAGUUUGCAGGGCAAGCUCCUGCAGUCAAUAGCUCGGGCGCGUCUGCGAGAUUCCUGCAGGACACGAAGGGGAGACAGGAUCGCGCAAUGGAAAGAAUCAUGGCUACGUCAAAUGUUUUUAUUUCUUCCUGAUCUCUCCCUCCCUCACUCUCUCUCUCUGUCUCUCUCUGUCUCUCAUAUCAAUAAUUCACCUUAGGGCUUCCCCCCCUCUCUUCUCCUCCUGGAUGUGGAGGGGGGGGUUGGACGGCGAAGAACGGGGCACUGGGAAGUGCUGAUUUUGUCUGGGCGGUGUUUGGAACAGUGUUUUCAAGAGCUCUUUAAGGGACUAAGAAGAAGAAGCAGCAGCAAAGAGAGAAGACAGACUUUUUUGCAGGGAUUGCUGGAAGUGCGCAGGAGAAGCUGCUGCUGUGGCUGCUGCUGAGGCGCCGGCAGCGGGUUUUUCCUCCUCGCUGCUGGUAGGGCUGCGAUUGCUGGCUUUUGUGGCGUGGUGUGUGCGGACGUGGAGAGGGGUGGAAGGAGCGUGGGGCGCUCCAAGCUCGGCGUCGCUGUCCGCCUCUCUUGGUGCUGAACAUGGGCGCUUCAAGCAGGGCGCUGUCCAUGGUGCCUACCGUCCUCCUGGCUUUGGCUCUCCCCACCGUCUGGGCACAGAAUGACACGGAGCCCAUCGUCCUCGAAGGGAAAUGCUUGGUAGUUUGCGAUUCCAACCCUGCUACGGACGCCAAGGGAUCGUCCUCUUCUCCUCUGGGGAUCUCCGUACGGGCUGCUAAUUCUAAGGUUGCUUUCUCGGCGGUCAGGAGUACCAACCAUGAACCUUCCGAGAUGAGCAACAAAACCAGGAUAAUCUACUUUGAUCAGAUCCUAGUAAAUGUGGGCAAUUUCUUUACACUGGAGUCUGUCUUUGUAGCACCAAGGAAAGGAAUUUACAGUUUUAAUUUUCAUGUAAUUAAAGUCUACCAGAGCCAAACAAUUCAGGUGAACCUGAUGCUCAAUGGAAAACCAGUCAUUUCUGCUUUUGCUGGGGACAAAGAUGUCACUCGCGAAGCUGCUACAAAUGGAGUCCUACUGUAUCUAGACAAGGAAGAUAAGGUUUACCUGAAACUGGAGAAAGGUAAUCUGGUUGGCGGAUGGCAGUAUUCUACAUUUUCUGGCUUCCUGGUCUUCCCCCUGUAAAGUCAAUUUCCCUGUGACAUUCAUCCAGGUGUGGACCAGUCAUUGCUUCUGUUCUUUGAAGAUCAUCUUCUCAUCCUUUGGAUUGAUGUUUUCUUUCUUGGUUUCUCAUGGGUGAAUAUGGAUUCUAUUUAUGGCAUUCGACCCUAUCUGAACGACUUUGAGAUCUCGCCGAAUUUUUGUGUGUUUAAAUACGGUGCAUUUGGAUUAAGACUUAAAGCAGACAAUACAUAUCUAUGCUUAAUGUUACAGAAUAAAGUUGCCUGCAAGAUUUAUUCAGAGUUCCUUUACUGGACAUAUUGGGAGAAGUGGAUAAUUAUUGUUGUCUUUUCCCCCCCUCAUUAUAUUUUUUAAAAGACUGGCAACCAGGUCUAUAAUUUAAGAGUCAUUGAGUUCACUCUUCAAUCAAGAUUAAUACAUAGCUGCCAAAGAACUGUUCAUUGAUACAUUAGUUAUACCAUGUCUUUGUUUCCCUUGCUCUAAAAAUUAACAUAAAUCCAUUCCAGUCUGUUGAGAAAGAAUAGAUAAUGGUUAUUGAUAAGUGAUUGACUUCAUUACUCCUCUUUGUACAGUGUGCUGGAGGAUGAUUCAUUUAGAUGUUUUCCUUCAAAUAAUUAAUCUCAAAGAGGACCACCCUGUUCAAAGUCUUUAAGUCAUAGCUGGAUCUUAUUUGCACAUGGAAGGAAUUUAUAUUCUACAGAAAGUAUUUUCUAAUAAUGAGAAGAGAUUACACGCUAACAAAAUUGCUUACCAGGGUUAAAUGGGAUCAUUUUGGCAAACCUCUGCAAAACAGGCUUGCUCCAUAGGAAAGUUAUACUUGUUCUUCAUCUUUAAUGAACAUGAUUGAUAAUAACCACUUUAUCAAAAACAACCGAAGGGAUUCAUUCCUUAGACACAGCUAAUUUAUUAGUCGGAGAUGGAAAUUCUCCCCUCUGUUUUGAAUUAUGUCCUUUCUCAAGCCUUCUGUGGUAUUUGAGGUGUCAUCUGGUUUUGCCUUAAUUCCAGAAAUGUAUAUAAUAAUGAUAGAUAUCGUGAGCAUGGUCCAGCCAAAGUUAAGCAUGUUGAAAAAGACCUAAUGUUGUCAAGGGUGGGAGGAUUUAAGAACAUGCUUAACUCUACCAUUGAUAUCAGUGGGUCUUAAACAUGCUUGAUUUCAGCUGCAUUGUGCCCGAUGUGUUUAGCAAAUAUUCAGUCCAAAUAGCCGGUACCUAAACUUGGUGCAAUAUCUUUUCUGUCUUUUUGUAAAGGCCAUAUGAAUUCAUAAAUUUAUUUAUUAUGUUGCUGUUACAUAAUAAAAAUUAAUAUAUGUUAGUGUA